Messenger RNA from Mandrillus leucophaeus (drill), 874 nucleotides. It is a transcript of the gene MOB3A, whose product is annotated as MOB kinase activator 3A. Gene Ontology annotation, cellular component: cytoplasm; nucleus. NCBI's taxonomy places the organism in Eukaryota, Metazoa, Chordata, Mammalia, Primates, Cercopithecidae. Gene Ontology annotation, biological process: positive regulation of protein phosphorylation; signal transduction. Gene Ontology annotation, molecular function: protein kinase activator activity. The annotation marks the transcript as partial. The transcript has 2 exons. The record is from RefSeq and is a predicted model, not a curated record.
AAAAAAAAAGUGUUGCAGCAGGGGAAUUUGUCAUCUCACCUUUCAUUUCUCUAGAAGUUUCCAAGGAUCACUUGUGCCUCGUCCGUGGGAAGACCGGGGCAGCCGAGAAGGCCUUGGUGUGGAAUUCUGAGAGCUGAUUCCUGCCUUGUCUUCCCCACACUGUCCCUGGAGAAAUCUGAGAAGAGCAGAGCGGAGGGAGCCCCAGACACGGUCCGCGGGAGAGCCGUGGGGCUUGGUGAGUGUUUCGUGGCCUCUCGGGUUGGUCGGCACCCCCAGCCGCUGGCCCAGGACCCCCCUGCAGAAGCGUUCCAGGAGAGCAGGCGUCACCAAGAUGUCCAACCCCUUCCUGAAGCAAGUCUUCAACAAGGACAAGACAUUCCGCCCCAAGCGCAAGUUCGAGCCGGGCACCCAGCGCUUCGAGUUGCACAAGAAGGCGCAGGCGUCGCUGAACGCCGGGCUGGACCUGCGGCUAGCGGUGCAGCUGCCCCCGGGCGAGGACCUGAACGACUGGGUGGCCGUUCACGUGGUGGACUUCUUUAACCGCGUCAACCUCAUCUACGGCACCAUCAGCGACGGCUGCACGGAGCAGUCCUGCCCCGUCAUGUCGGGGGGCCCCAAGUACGAGUACCGCUGGCAGGACGAGCAUAAGUUCCGGAAGCCCACGGCGCUCUCCGCCCCCAGGUACAUGGACCUGCUGAUGGACUGGAUCGAGGCGCAAAUCAACAACGAGGACCUCUUCCCCACCAACGUGGGUGAGUCAGUGGUGGGCAGGGGCUCAGGGAUACACAGCCUUCCGGAAAAGUCAGGGAGGCCAAGCACAGUGGCUCACACCCGUAAUGCCAGUGCUUUGGGAGGCCGAGCCCAGGGAUCGCUU